GUUUUUAUGGUCAGGGUAGUGACGUGCGUUCGGUACGCUGGUUUGAACGAGGGUACAGCUUAUAAGAUCGAAGAUAUUUGGUGCUCGAACUUCAGUUGAACAAAUUGAAGGAUUAUGGUUCGAAGCUUUACCGUCUGUCUUCUCUGCAAUAUAAGUGAUACCGCUAGACGGAGCAAACGCGUUCAGCCUUCAAGAACACAACAACGUUCUACCUUAUAACGAAAGCUCAAACUUUCUGUACAAAACACAGUUCGUGCAAUUGCAUCUCUACCUCAACUGUCGCAAAAGGUGAAAAAGCUACAGCUUCUCAACUAGUCUACUAAUCGAAGCACCAGCGUCGUGUGAAACCAUGGGCAUCGGAUUCAAGCCACUGGACCAGCCCCCUACGGUCGGGGUGCGGUUCCUGAGCGCAGGGUUUGCCGCCUGUAUAGCUGACAGCAUCACGUUUCCAUUGGACACGGCGAAAGUUCGUCUGCAGAUCCAGGGAGAGGGUAGCGCGGCGGCCGCAACCACCGCCCCUCGCCUGACCACCCUCUGUACCAGCACCAUGGCGGCUCAGUUCGACAUGGCCGCCGGCCCGUUCAACGCCAAACACCGGGGGCUGUCCGGUAUUAUCGUCUGCAUCGUGAAGCAGGAGGGUCCGAAGGGGCUGUACAGCGGCCUGGUGGCCGGACUCCACAGACAGAUGAGCUUCGCCUCCAUCAGAAUCGGACUCUACGACUCCGUCAAGAGCUUCUACCAGAAACAGAUUGGCAGGGAAAAAGACGGUGCCUCCAUGCCGACCAGAAUCCUGGCGGGCAUCACGACGGGCGCGGUGGCGGUGUCCUGCGCACAGCCCACAGAUGUGGUGAAGGUGCGCAUGCAGGCGGAGGGAGCUAACCCGUUCGGCGGGAAGAAGCGGUACAGCGGGGCCCUGAGCGCCUACAGGACCAUCGCUGUGGAGGAAGGCAUCAAAGGCUUGUGGAAAGGUACGGGACCGAACAUUGCUCGGAACUCCAUCGUGAACGCCACGGAGCUGGUGUGUUACGACAUGGUGAAGGAGGAGAUCUUGAGGAUGAACCUGAUGACAGACAACCUGCCCUGUCACUUCACGUCUGCCUUCAUCACGGGAUUCGUCACCACCUGUGUCGCCUCACCUGUAGACGUCGUCAAAACAAGAUUUAUGAAUUCCAGACCAGGACAGUACACCGGAGCACUGGACUGUGCACUGAAGAUGUUCUAUGAGGGAGGACCGCUGGCAUUCUACAAAGGGUUUACUCCUUCAUUUAUGCGUCUGGGAACGUGGAAUAUCCUGAUGUUUGUGUUCUACGAGCAGUUGAAGCGGGGAUUCACACAUCUCAACAACCAGAACCGCAUACGAGAGAUAAAAGCACCCAUGUGAACAUGGCUGGAUACAAAAACCAGUCUGUAACUUUAACGGCCAGUAGCCGGACAGUCUUAGGAACUGUAUCUCAAAGAAAGACGAACUAAGGAACUGUGGAUUUUGAAAAGAAGAAUUCUUUAUGGGAGUCACUUCUGAGGAGGUCUUGAAUGAUAGUGUCUACAAGGCAAAAGUGCCUAGGAAGGAGAGGGAAUGUAUUAGUGAUGUCUUGAGUACUGUGCUCUGUCCUAGAGGACUAUUUUUAUGAAUGGGAUGUUGACAUAGGUCAUCAGAAUGAAGGAAAGACAGGGUUGGGUUUAUAUUAUGAAUGGAAAGAAAUAUUACACUGUAAAAUGUUUGAAUUUUGCAGUGCCAGCUUCAGCAAUUUUGCAGACAAAUUUGAAAAGGGUUGUAUUUUCACCAGAACAGACUGAUUCGUACUACCAUCUGUAUUUUCGCAAUACCGAACAAAAC
Messenger RNA from Branchiostoma belcheri (Belcher's lancelet), 1834 nucleotides. RefSeq names its product mitochondrial uncoupling protein 2-like. NCBI's taxonomy places the organism in Eukaryota, Metazoa, Chordata, Leptocardii, Amphioxiformes, Branchiostomatidae. Bases 350 to 1381 code for a protein of 343 amino acids. Gene Ontology annotation, molecular function: oxidative phosphorylation uncoupler activity. The record is from RefSeq and is a predicted model, not a curated record. The transcript has 8 exons. Gene Ontology annotation, biological process: response to cold; adaptive thermogenesis; mitochondrial transmembrane transport.